AUGGAAGAGAACAGGGAAAAAAUAAAACCUAUUAUUGAAACUAUAAUUUUAUGCGGACGCCAAAAUAUUCUACUGAGAGGGCACCGAUACCAUGGACCAAUCGACCUAAGCAAAGAACCAAUUGAAAAUGAUGGUAAUUUCAGAGCCCUGCUAUUUUUCAGGGUAAACAGUGGGGAUGAAACUCUAAAAUACCAUCUGCAAACAUGCUCCAAAAAUGCCAAGUAUAUUAGUCCCCAUACUCAAAAUGUGUUGAUUUCUUGCUGUAAUGACUUUAUUGUAAAACAAAUUGUCAGCAAAGUCAAUCUUGCUAAAUGUUUCACAGUACUUGCAGACGAGACAACAGAUAUUACAGAAAUACAGCAAAUGUCCCUUGGUAUUAUAUACAUUGAUACCGAGACUGAGAAGAUCAGGGAAGAUUUUAUACAGUUCGUUCCAAUAAAAGACGCUACUGGAAGGGGACUAGCUAAAGAUAUCUUGAAUACUCUUUCCAAACUAGGAGUAGACAUGACGUACAUGCGGGGACAAGGUUACGAUGGAGCCAGCGCUAUGAUUGGGGAUUUUGUAUAUAUAUGUAUAUAUAUAUUAGCUUUGUAUAUACACCGCAGUUUCCACGUACUGAAUUUGGCUGUCUCAAAUGCAUGUGAUAUCAAAAGCAUCAGAAAUUGUUUGGGUAUCAUCAAUACAAUACACCUUCUACGCAUCACCCAAAAGAUUAAACGUCCUUCAAGAAUCAAUCGAGUCAAAAGUAUGACCCAGCUGUAUGCCCCACAAGAUGGUUUGAGCGUCAUGACUGUUUUUAUGGAGUAUAAGUAUGAUGCAGUAAUUAACAGUCUUUUUAAAAUCUCCCAAUGGCCUGAUCGUGAAGCUGCCUCUAAUGCUAAUCUACUGCUAUGCUCAAUUCAGAGCUCAGAGUUCAUUGUAUCAUUUCAUGUUGUAAAAAAAAUAUUUAGUAUCAGUGCACCCUUGAGCCGAUUUUUGCAGUCAGAACAUUUAGACUUGGCAAAUGCAAUGGGAUACGCUUCUGCGGUUGAAGAGAGACUAUUGACACUGAGAGAUCAUGCAGAAGAUGAGUUCAAAAAAUAUAUGAGCAAGUACAGGCAAAGGCUGAUAGCCUUGACAUUGAAUUGCGUAUCCCACGUCUAG
Molecule: messenger RNA, 1143 nt
Organism: Diorhabda carinulata
Lineage: Eukaryota; Metazoa; Arthropoda; Insecta; Coleoptera; Chrysomelidae
Product: 52 kDa repressor of the inhibitor of the protein kinase-like
Exons: 1
Coding region: 1-1143 (380 amino acids)
Source: RefSeq, a predicted model, not a curated record